Bubalus bubalis (water buffalo) is the source of this 12583-nucleotide messenger RNA. RefSeq names its product versican (gene VCAN). The transcript is spliced from 15 exons. Gene Ontology annotation, molecular function: hyaluronic acid binding; calcium ion binding. The coding region runs from base 568 to 10719 and encodes 3383 amino acids. NCBI's taxonomy places the organism in Eukaryota, Metazoa, Chordata, Mammalia, Artiodactyla, Bovidae. The record is from RefSeq and is a predicted model, not a curated record. Gene Ontology annotation, biological process: cell adhesion.
GCCGCUGAAUGGGGAGCGCGGCUGUCCCCAAGCCGAUUGGUACUUGCUUGUCAGGAAGAAACGCCGAGAGGUGGGAGUGCCUGAGGAGGGAGGCAGGCGGUCCCUACCGCAAGCGCGGGGAGCUGCCUUUCCGCCCCUCUGCCUGCCUUCCCAGCCUGAGCUUUGAGGAGUGGCUGAAGCUGCGGAGCGCUUGAGGAGCCUGUGAAUGAACCCUCCUCCUCCUCCUCCUCCUCCUCGCCGAGUCUCCUCCUCGGCGCUGACGGUACAGUGAUAUAAUGAUGAUGGGUGUCACAACCCGCAUUUGAACUUGCAGGCGAGCUGCCCCGAGCCUUUCUGAGGAGGAACUCCAGUCAGGAGGGCGCAACAGCCGCGAACCUUCUUAGGUGCUGCGGACAGGCGUGGGGACGCGGAUCUGCGGCCAGCCCCGCAUCCUCCAGCACCAUCCCGCACGCUUCCCCAGGACACCGCGCUUCCUAUGUGACCCGCCCCGGCAACGCCGAGCCCAAUCGCGCAGCGCUGAGGUGAAUUUUCCCCCCAAACUGCAAUAAGCCGCCUUUCAAGGACAAGAUGUUGAUAAAUAUAAAGAGCAUCUUAUGGAUGUGCUCCACCUUAAUAGCAGCCCAUGCACUACAGAAAGUCAACAUGGAAAAAAGCCCACCUGUUAAGGGCUCCCUCUCUGGAAAAGUCAACCUACCUUGUCAUUUCUCAACCAUGCCUACCUUACCACCCAGUUAUAACACCACCAGUGAAUUUCUGCGAAUCAAAUGGUCUAAGAUUGAAUUGGACAAGACGGGAAAGGAUUUAAAGGAGACUACUGUUCUCGUGGCCCAAAAUGGGAAUAUCAAGAUCGGUCAAGACUACAAAGGGAGAGUGUCGGUGCCUACACAUCCCGAGGACGUGGGCGAUGCCUCACUCACCAUGGUCAAACUGCUGGCCAGUGAUGCAGGCCGCUACCGCUGUGACGUCAUGUACGGGAUUGAAGACACACAGGACACGGUGUCACUGACCGUGGAGGGGGUUGUGUUUCACUACAGGGCGGCAACCAGCAGGUACACCCUGAACUUUGAGAUGGCACAGAAGGCUUGUGUGGACAUUGGGGCCGUCAUAGCCACCCCAGAGCAGCUGCAUGCCGCCUAUGAAGAUGGUUUUGAGCAGUGUGAUGCAGGCUGGCUGUCAGAUCAGACUGUUAGGUAUCCCAUCCGCGUUCCCCGAGAAGGCUGCUAUGGAGACAUGAUGGGGAAGGAAGGAGUCCGGACCUACGGAUUCCGUGCUCCUCAUGAAACUUACGAUGUGUAUUGUUACGUGGACCAUCUGGAUGGUGAUGUGUUCCACAUCACUGCUCCCAACAAGUUCACCUUUGAGGAAGCUGGAGAAGAGUGUAAAAACCAGGACGCCCGCCUGGCGACCGUGGGGGAGCUCCAAGCAGCGUGGAGGAACGGCUUUGACCGAUGUGAUUACGGGUGGCUGUCGGAUGCCAGCGUUCGCCACCCUGUGACUGUGGCCAGGGCCCAGUGUGGAGGUGGUUUACUUGGGGUGAGAACCCUGUAUCGUUUUGAGAACCAGACAGGCUUCCCUCCCCCUGAUAGCAGAUUUGAUGCCUACUGCUUUAAACCUAAACAGAAUAUAUCAGAGGCUACAACCAUCGAACUGAAUAUGCUUGCAGAAACUGCCUCACCCACUUUAUUGGAAGAACUACAAAUGGGACCGGACAGAAUGACACCAAUCAUCCCUUUAAUCACUGAAUUACCUGUCAUUACAACAAAGGUCCCUCCUAUAGGAAAUAUUGUCAAUUUUGAACGGAAAUCCACAGUUCAGCCUCUAACUAGUACCCACAGAUCAGCCACAGAAUCACUGCCGCCUGAUGGAAGUAUGAAGAAGCCUUGGGAUAUGGACUAUUACUCACCUUCUGCUUCAGGACCUCUUGGAGAGCCAGACAUAUCUGAAAUUAAGGAAGAAGUGCCCCAAAGUACAACUGUCAUUUCCCAUCAUGCUCCUGAUUCAUGGGAUGGUGUGAAGGAAGAUCUGCAAAUAAAAGAUUCAGUUACACAAAUUGAACAAAUAGAAGUGGGUCCCUUGGUAACAUCUGUGGAAAUCUCAAAGCACAUUCCUUCUAAGGAAUUCACUGUAACUGUGACACCAUUUGUAUCUACAGCGAUGACCCUGGAAUCAAAAACUGAAAAGAAAGCAAUAAGCACAGUCUCUGAAUCAGUGACCACAAGCCGCUAUGGAUUCACCUUGAGAAAAGGUGAUGGUGAAGACAGAACAUCUACAGUUAGAUCGGGUCAGAGUACCUCCAUCUUUAGCCAAAUACCUGAGGUCAUUACAGUGUCAAAGACUUCAGAAGACACCACCCGCGGUCAACUAGAGGAUGUGGAGUCAGUCCCAGCAUCAACGAUUGUCUCACCUGACAGUGAUGGGUCGCCCAUGGACCAUGGGCAAGAGAAACAGACUCAUGGCAGGAUAACUGAAGGUUUUCUUGGCCAGUAUGGGUCCACCACACCUUUCCCAUCACAGCAUCAUACAGAAGUAGAAUUGUUUCCUUAUUCUGGCGAUAAAAGAUUAGUCGAGGGGACAUCCACAGUUAUUUCUCCCACUCCACGAACAGGAAGAGAAAGAACAGAAACUCUAAGACCAGCGGUGAGAACAGUUCCUUACACCAAUGAUGAAAUACAGGAAAAGAUCACCAAAGAUUCAUUUAUAGAAAAAAUCGAGGAAGAAGGCUUCUCUGGAAUGAAGUUCCCUACAGCUUCCCCAGAGCAAAUUCAUCAUACCGAGUAUUCAGUGGGAAUGACCAAAUCUUUUGAAUCCCCAGGACUGAUGACAACGACAAAGCUAGGCAUGACACCAACAGAGGCAACAGAUGUGGAGGAAGACUUUACAACUCCAAGUGGAUUAGAAACAGAUGGCUAUCAAGAUACUACAAAGCAUGAGGAGGGUAUUACAACAGUGCAUUUGAUCCAGAGCACUUUAAAUGUGGAGGUGGUUACUGUAUCAAAAUGGUCAUUGGAUGAAGAUAAUACAACAUCAAAACCUUUAGGGUCCACAGAACAUGUAGGCUCUCCAAAAUUGCCCCCUGCCUUAAUCACCACCAUGGGAGUGAGUUAUGGUAAGGAUAAAGAAAUGCCAAGUCUUACUGAAGAUGGAAGAGAUGAAUUCACUCGUAUCCCAGGUAGUACUCAAAGGCCGCUAGAGGAGUUUACUGAGGAAGACACAACAGACCAUGAAAAAUUCACAGUUAGAUUUCAGCCAACUACAUCAACUGCUACCACAGAAAAGUCUACUUUGAGAGAUUCUAUAACUGAAGAAAGAGUUCCACCUUUUACAAGCACAGAAGUCCGAGUUACUCAUGCAACCAUAGAGGGAAGCGCUUUGGAUGAAGGAGAAGAUGUGGAUGUCUCUAAGCCUUUGUCUACUGUCCCUCAAUUUGCACACCCUUCAGAUGUGGAAGGGUCAACCUUUGUUAAGCAUAGUAGCACCCAGGAGCCUACUACUUAUGUAGACACUUCCCAUACCAUUCCUCUUUCUGUAAUCCCCAAGACAGAAUGGGGAGUGUUGGUACCUUCCAUUCCAUCAGAAGGUGAAGUUCUAGGCGAACCCUCUCAAGACAUACGUGUCAUUAAUCAGACUCACUUUGAAGCUUCUAUGUAUCCUGAGACUGUAAGAACAACAACAGAAAUUACACAAGAAGCAACGCGAGAAGAUUUUCUUUGGAAAGAACAGACUCCAGAGAAACCAGUUUCUCCUCCCAGUUCUACAACUGACACAGCCAAGGCGACAACACCACCUUUGGAUGAACAAGAGAGUGAUGGGUCAGCAUAUACUGUCUUUGAAGACAGAUCAGUGACGGGUUCUGACAGAGUCUCAGUUUUAGUAACAACUCCAAUUGGAAAAUUUGAGCAGAGUACAUCUUUUCCACCUGAUGCUGUCACCAAAGCAAAAACAGAUGAAGUGGUAACGCUAAUACCAACCACAGGGUCAAAGGUAACUUUCAGUCCAUGGCCUGAACAAAAAUAUGAAACAGAAGGUACCAGUCCAAGGGGAUUUGUAUCUCCUUUUAGCAUUGGUGUUACCCAGCUUAUAGAAGAGACCACGACUGAGAAAAGAGAGAAAACAUCCCUGGAUUAUAUUGAUUUAGGCUCAGGAUUAUUCGAAAAGCCCAAGGCCACAGAACUUCCAGAAUUUUCAACAGUUAAAGCCACAGUUCCAAGUGACAUCACUGCUGCCUUCAGUUCAGCAGAUAGACUUCACACACCUUCAGCCUCCACUGAGAAGCCACCUCUCAUUGACAGAGAACCUGAUGAAGAAACAACCAGUGACAUGGUAAUCAUUGGAGAAUCAACAUCUCGUGUUCCUCCCACUACCCUUGAGGAUCUUGUAGCCAAGGAAACAGAAACAGAUAUUGAUAGAGAAUAUUUCACAACUUCAAGUACUUCUACUGCACAGCCAACAAGACCUCCCACUGUGGAAGGCAAAGAAGCCUUCGGACCACAGGCAUUUUCUACUCCAGAACCCCCAGCAGGGACAAAAUUCCACCCUGACAUAAAUGUUUAUAUUAUUGAGGUCAGAGAAAACAAGACAGGUCGAAUGAGUGAUUUCAGUGUAAGUGGUCAUCCAAUAGAUUCAGAAUCUAAAGAAGAUGAGCCUUGUAGUGAAGAAACAGAUCCAGAGCACGAUCUAAUUGCUGAGAUUUUACCUGAGUUACUUGGUAUGUUGCACAGUGAAGAGGAUGAAGAAGAUGAGGAGUGUGCCAAUGCCACUGAUGUCACGACCACCCCAUCCGUGCAGUACAUAAAUGGGAAGCAUGUAGUUACCACUGUCCCCAAGGACCCAGAAGCAGCAGAAGCUAGGCGUGGCCAGUUCGAAAGUGUUGCACCUUCUCAAAAUUUUUCAGACAGCAGUGAAAGUGAUAGUCAUCAGUUUAUAAUCACCCAUGCUGGAUUGUCCACUGCCAUGCAACCUAAUGAAUCUAAAGAAACAACGGAGUCCCUUGAAAUUACGUGGAGACCCGAGAUUUACCCUGAAACAGCAGAGCCUUUUUCAAGUGGCGAGCCUGAUAUUUUCCCCACAGCUUCACUCCAUGAAGGAGAAGCCACUGAGGGGCCAGACUCAAUCACAGAGAAAAGUCCUGAACUUGAUCAUCUGGUGCAUGAACAUGCUGAAUCGGUACCUCUGUUUCCUGAAGAGUCUUCAGGAGAUACUGCCAUUGACCAGGAAUCUCAAAAAAUCAUCUUUUCAGGGGCUACCGAAGGAACCUUUGGUGAAGAGGCAGAAAAAAGUUCUACCACACAUACUCCAAGUAUGGUUGCAAGUUCUGUAUCAGCACCUGUCUCAGAGGAUGCAUCAUUUAUCUUAACAGGCACUCCACAGUCUGAUGAGCCACUGUCCACAGUAGAAAGCUGGGUGGAAAUAACCCCUAGACACACUGUCGAGUUCUCGGGAAGUCCUUCAAUUCCAAUUCCGGAAGGCUCUGGGGAAGCAGAAGAAGACAAAGAUAAAAUAUUUGCCAUGAUAACUGAUUUAUCACAGAGAAAUACUACAGACUCCUUUGUUACUUUAGACACCAGCAAGAUCAUGAUCACGGAGAGCCUUUUGGACGUUCCUGCAACCACUGUAUAUUCAAUUUCUGAACAGGUUUCUGCAGUAGUGCCUACCAAAUUUGUAAGGGAGACAGACACUUAUGAGUGGGUUUUCAGUCCACCUCUGGAGGAAACAACAAGGAAAGAGGAGGAGAAGGGAACUACAGGUACAGCUUCUACAGUUGAGGUACAUUCCCCUACACAGAGAUCAUAUCAGUUUGUUUCACCCCCUGAGUUAGAAAGCUCAAGUGAAACUCCACCUGAUGAUUCAGCAGCUGCUACUAGGAAGAGUUUCAUGUCCCAGAUGACACCCACACAGUCUGAAAGGGAUACGACACGUUCUACUGUUGUCUUUACAGAAACAGAAGUUUUAGACAAUCUGGCAGCACAGACCACAGAUCCCAGCCUUAGCAGUCAACCUGGGGUUCUGGAAGGGUCACCUACUGUCCCAGGGAGCCCCGUCUCUCUCUUUAUGGAGCAGGGCUCCGGAGAAGCUGCUGUUGACCCAGAAACCACCACUGUUUCUUCACUUUCAUUAAAUUUAGAGCCUGAAAUUCUAGCUGAAGAGAAGGCAGCUGGCACUUGGUCUCCAAAUGUGGAAACUGUAUUCCGUUUUGAGCCAACCGAACAAGUCUUGAGUACUGCAGUGGACAGGGAGGUUGCUGAAACUAUAAGCCAAACAUCUAAGGAAAACUUGGUUUCAGAGAUCUCAGGAGAGCCAACUCACAGGGCAGAAAUAAAGGGCUUUUCUACAGAUUUUCCUUUGGAGGAAGAUUUCAGUGGUGACUUCAGGGAAUACUCGACAGUAUCUUAUCCCAUAACAAAAGAAGAAAUAGUGAUGAUGGAAGGCUCAGGGGAUGCAGCAUUUAAGGAUACCCAGAUGUUACCAUCUGUAACACCUACCUCGGACCUCAGUAACCACACUGCUGACUCGGAAGAACCUGGCAGCACCUUGGUCAGCACCUCCGCCUUCCCUUGGGAAGAAUUCACAGCCUCUGCUGAGGGCUCGGGUGAGCACUUGCUCUCAGUAAGCAGCUCUGUUGACAAAGUGUUUCCCAGUGCCGCAGGAAAAGCCUCUGGAACAGAUUCCCCAUUUAUUGACCAACGAUUGGGAGAAGAAGGUGCUAUCAAUGAAACUGAUCAAAGAUCCACCAUUUUGCCAACAGCAGAAGCUGAGAGUACUAAAGCUUCAACCGAAGAGGGGGAGGUGAAGGAGAAUCACACAGUUUCAAUGGACUUUCCCCCAACUGUGGAGCCAGACGAAUUAUGGUCUAGACAAGAAGUCAACCCUGUAAGGCAAGGAAAUGGAAGUGAAAUAGUAUCAGAGGAAAAGACUCAAGAACAAGAAUCUUUUGAACCCCUUCAAAGCUCUGUUGCACCAGAACAAACAACUUUUGAUUCACAGACAUUUCCUGAACCUGGACUCCAAACCACAGGUUAUUUCACACUAACGACAAAGAAAACUUACAGUACUGAUGAGAGAAUGAAGGAGGAAGUCAUUUCCUUAGCUGACGUGUCCACUCCAACUCUAGAUUCAAAGGGCUUGGCAUUGUACACUACUCUCCCUGAAGUUACUGAAAAAUCCCAUUUUUUCUUAGCUACUGCCUCAGUGACUGAAUCAGUACCAGCUGAAAGUGUAAUUGCAGGUUCAACCAUCAAAGAGGAAGAGAGUAUAAAACCCUUUCCCAAAGUUACGAGCCCGAUAAUUAAAGAGUCAGAUACAGAUCUUUUAUUCUCUGGACUGGGAUCUGGGGAAGAAGUUUUGCCUACUCUAGGAUCAGUGAAUUUUACUGAAAUAGAACAAGUCCUUAGCACAUUAUAUCCCCUGACUUCUCAAGUACAAAGUUUAGAAGCCAGCAUCUUAAAUGAUACAAGUGGAGACUAUGAGGGAAUGGAAAAUGUAGCAAAUGAAAUGAGACCACUCAUUUCCAAAACAGACAGCAUUUUUGAAGAUGGUGAGACAGCAUCCAGCACAAGGCUACCAGAAAUUUUAAGUGACGCCAGAACAGAAGGGCCCUUCACGGCACCUCUCACUUUUUCCACAGGCCCCGGACAUCCUCAAAAUCAGACGCACCGUAGGGCAGAAGAAAUCCAGACCAGUAGACCACAGCCUCUGACUGAUCAAGUCUCUAGCGAGAAUUCUAUGACAGCAGAAACUAAAGAAACAGCAACCUCUGCCACUGAUUUUCUGGCUAGAACAUAUGAUCUUGAAAUGGCCAAAGGAUUUGUUACAUCAACACCGAAACCAUCUGACCUGUUUUAUGAACAUUCUGGAGAAGGUUCUGGGGAAUUGGAUGCAGUUGGUGCAGAAGUCCACGCUUCUGGAAUGACUCAGGCAACUGGGCAAGGAAGCACCACCUUUGUUUCUGAUAGAUCCCUGGAAAAACAUCCCAAGGUUCCAAGUGUCGAAGCUGUUACUGUUGAUGGAUUCCCGACAGUUUCAAUGGUGCUGACGCUUCAUCCUGAGCAGAGAGAAGGCCCUCCUGAAGCAACCGGCACACCGGCAAGCACAGCAUCAUAUGAGAAGGCCACAGAAGGUGCGGCAGAUAGUUUCCAAGACCAUUUCGGGGGAUUUAAGGAUUCUACGCUGAAACCCGACAGAAGAAAAGCCACUGAAAGUAUUAUUAUAGAUCUGGACAAAGAGGACAAGGAUUUAAUAUUGACAAUGACGGAGAGUACCAUCCUUGAAAUUAUACCUGAGCUCACAUCAGAUAAAAAUACUAUCAUAGAUAUUGAUCACACUAAACCAAUAUAUGAAGACAUCCUUGGAAUGCAGACGGACUUGGAUCCAGAAGUACCCUCGGGACCGCCUGACAGUAGUGAAGAGAGCACUCAAGUUCAAGAGAAGUAUGAGGCAGCUGUUAACCUGUCUUCAACCGAGGAAAACUUUGAGGCUUCUGGUGAUAUUCUGCUGGCUAAUUACACUCAGGCAACACCUGAAUCGAAGGCUCCUGAAGACAGAAAUCCAUUAGAUCACACAGACUUUAUCUUCACGACUGGGAUCCCCAUGCUUAGCUCAGAGACAGAAUUAGACGUUUUGCUUCCCACAGCCACAUCUCUGCCCAUUCUUAGUAAGUCUGCCACAGUUAAUCCAGAGUCAAAAACUGAAGCCAAAACCCUGGAGGACAUCUUUGAAUCAAGCACUUUGUCUGAUGGCCAAGCUAUUGCAGACCAAAGUGAAGUCAUAUCAACGUUGGGCUAUUUGGAAAGGACACAGAAUGAGGAUGAAGCAAAGAAAUAUGUAAGUCCCUCUUUCCAACCAGAGUUCUCUUCUGGGGCUGAGGAGGCACUGAUAGAUCCUACCCCCUAUGUAAGUAUUGGUACUACCUACCUUACGGCUCAGAGUUUAACAGAGGCACCUGAUGUGAUGGAAGGAGCCGGUCUGCCGGAUUCCAUCGACACAUCCACAGUUUCAGCUUUUUCAGAGCUGCUCUCUCAGACACCAUCAUCUCCUCCACUCAGUGUCCACUUAGGCAGUGGAGACUCUGAGCAUUCAGAGGACCCCCAGCCAAGUGCUCUGCCAAGUACAGAUGCCAGCACACCCCCAGUAUCCUCAGGAGAACUUGCAAACAUUGAAGCGACUUUCAAACCCUCAAGUGAAGAAGACUUUCACAUAACUGAGCCUCCAUCCUUAUCUCCUGACACAGAGCCUUCAGAAGAUGAAAGUAAGCCUAAACUAUUAGAACCAACGGAGGCUUCUGCCACAGAACUAAUUGCUCAAGAAGAAAUUGAGAUUUUCCAAAAUUCUGACAGCACAACCAGUGUCCAGGUUUCUGGGGAAACAGUCAAGGUGUUUCCCGGUACUGAAACCCCUGAGGCUGAGGUUACUGUCACAGCUGCAAGUGAAACGAAGUUAGAAGGUGCUACACUGCGGCCACAUUCUACUUCUGCUUCUGUGAUUCACGGGGUCGAGGCAGGCGUGGUGCCUCAGCCCAGUCCACAGACUUCUGAGCGGCCCACCAUCCCUUCUCCUCUGGAAAUAAGCCCUGAAACACAGGCAGCUUUGAUCCGAGGGGAGGAUUCCACAGUAGCGGCCCCCAAACAGCAAGUGCCGACGAGGAUGCUUGAUUCUAAUAAGCAGGCAACACUAAGCACCACAGAGUUAAAUACUGAGCUUGCAACACCAUCAUUUCCCCUUCUGGAAACUUCUAACGAAACCAGUUUCCUGAUUGGCAUUAAUGAAGAGUCAGUGGAAGGCACAGCAAUCUAUUUACCAGGACCUGAUCGUUGCAAAACGAACCCGUGCCUCAAUGGGGGCACCUGUUAUCCUACUGAAACUUCCUACGUGUGCACCUGCGUGCCAGGAUACAGUGGUGAUCGGUGUGAACUUGAUUUUGAUGAAUGUCAUUCUAAUCCUUGUCGCAAUGGAGCCACAUGUAUUGACGGUUUUAAUACCUUCAGGUGUCUCUGCCUCCCGAGCUAUGUUGGUGCACUUUGUGAGCAAGACACGGAGACAUGUGACUACGGCUGGCACAAAUUUCAAGGGCAGUGCUACAAGUACUUUGCCCAUCGACGGACGUGGGAUGCAGCUGAACGGGAAUGCCGUCUGCAGGGCGCCCAUCUCACCAGUAUUCUGUCUCACGAGGAACAAAUGUUUGUGAAUCGUGUGGGCCAUGAUUAUCAGUGGAUAGGUCUCAAUGACAAGAUGUUUGAGCAUGACUUCCGUUGGACUGAUGGCAGCACACUGCAAUAUGAGAACUGGAGGCCGAACCAACCAGACAGCUUCUUUUCUACUGGAGAAGAUUGUGUUGUGAUUAUCUGGCAUGAGAAUGGCCAGUGGAAUGACGUUCCCUGCAAUUACCAUCUCACCUACACCUGCAAGAAAGGAACAGUUGCUUGCGGCCAGCCCCCUGUUGUAGAAAAUGCCAAGACCUUUGGAAAGAUGAAACCUCGUUAUGAAAUCAACUCCUUGAUUAGAUAUCACUGCAAAGAUGGUUUCAUUCAACGCCACCUUCCAACUAUCCGUUGCCUAGGAAAUGGAAGAUGGGCUAUGCCUAAAAUUACCUGCCUGAACCCAUCUGCAUACCAAAGGACUUAUUCUAAGAAAUAUUUUAAAAAUUCCUCAUCAGCAAAGGACAAUUCAAUAAAUACAUCAAAACAUGAUCACCGUUGGAGCCGAAGGUGGCAAGAAUCAAGGCGCUGAUCCCUAAAAUGGCAAACACAUGUUUUCAUCAUUUCAGCCAAAGUCCUAACUUCCUGUGCCUUUCCUAUCACCUCGAGAAGUAUUAUCAGUUGGUUUGGAUUUUUGGAACACCAUCCAGUCCAGUCAUUUUGGGUUGCUGUGCUCCCAAAACAUUUUAAAUGAAAGUAUUGGCAUUCAAAAAGAAAGCAAACAAAAGAAAGGAAAAUGAGAGCAGAGUGGAACCAUUUCCAGCCUAAUUUCUUUAGUUUUCUAUUUGCCUCCAGUGCAGACCAUUUUAUAAUGUAUACCAGCCUACUGUACUAUUUAAAAAGCUCCAUUUCAGCACCAAUGGCAAUGUAAAUAAGAUGAUUUAAUGUUGAUUUUAAUCCUGUAUAUAAAAUAAAAAGUCACACUGAGUUCAAGCAUAUUUAAUGAUGAUUACGGAGCCUUAGAGGUCUUUAAUCAUUGGUUCGGCUGCUUUUUGUAGUUUGUUUAGGCUGGAAAUGGUUUUCCCUGCUCUUUGUCAGCAGGACUGAAGACAGCUUUUGCUGGACAAUUAACAAACACAAAAUUGUGUAGGUCACUGUCCCAUUUCCACCACAGGUACAAUUGGCUUCCAUGUGAUGCUGAAGCCUGGCUAAUGGGAUCCCAACGAAACUAGAGACUGCAACAUGGAACUCUUUAUUUUAUUUUAUUUUUUUUUUGCUGCGUUCCUUUUUUUUCACUUACAAGAAAGGCCUGAAUGGAGGACUUUUCUAUGACCAGGAGCAUUUUCUAGGGGUCAAAGUGCUAAUUAUUAACUCAACUGGGUCUCCUUUUUAAUGGCUUUCUUAACACUAACUUGCAAGAUUACAGAUCAACACAUUUCAAAUGGAUAUAGACCUGGGGUUCUGGAGGGAGGGGGUUUGUUAAAACAACACACAUUCAAAGAAAGAAAUUUUGUAUAUAUAACCAUUUUAAUCUUUUAUAAAGUUUUGAAUGUUCAUGUAUGAAUGCUGCAGCUGUGAAGCAUACAUAAAUAAAUGAAGUAAGCCAUACUGAUUUAAUUUAUUGGAUGUUAUUUUCCCUCAAACCUGAACAUUGACGUAGUUGGUAGUUAUUUUUCGGUUUUAGCCUUUAUACUUUCCUCACAGUUUGGAAUCGUAUAAUCUAGGUACUCUGUCCCUGAUUAAAUAAUGUGAUGGAUAGAAUGCAUUAAGUGUUUUAUUAUAAAGAAGAGUGGAAAAGUGUAUAGCUUUCAGCAAAUGGUGUUGGCCCAUUCUAAGCAAGGAGCACAUAUAUAGAAAUAGUAUGGGCAUUGCUUCUUAUUAGGUGGAGUGUAUGUGUUGAAAUUUCUCCCUAUCUCUUCCCACUCCAUUUUCUCCCCUUAAUUUGAAUAAAAUGACUGCUAAAGAUGACUUUGAAUUAUUAUCUGCUUAAUUUAAUGUUUAAAGAAACCCUGUGAUGGAAAGAAAGCAUUUAGGUGUCUUUUCCUAAUUUUAGUUUAGAAUGAUCUUGAGAGCUCAAGAUAAAAAAUAAAAUGCGAAUAGAAAAAGAGCAGACCCAACAGGGAUUCUUUUUCUCAAAACCUCUUUUGACUAGAAGGAGCUACAGUGGCCACAAUCAUACACCCUGUCUUUAGGCAAGUUUCCUCGGUUGCUGUGUUAAAUGUGACCAACCUUUGGGUGUUCUAGAGCACAGAAAAACUCUGUGUCUACCUAUGAGGUUUUUAUUUUUCCUCUUUCAUUACAAUGCACAUAAUACGUUCCUGUAUUUAUAUUAUAACAUGUAUAGUGUAAAAUGUGAAUGAUUGUUUUUUUUUGUGAAUGAAAACCUAAAAUCUUUGUAACUUUUUUAUACCUGCUUUUGUUUCACCAAAGAAACCUAAAAUCCUUCUUUUACUAUA